AUGCCUAAUUACAAGUGUCCCUUGUGUGCUAAGUUCGUGAGCUUCUCCGACAAUGCCAAGUGCACCAAAUGUGGUCGCAUAUUCCAUCCAGAUUGCGCCAAAGGCUAUGAUCCCAAGUGCCAGAACUGGCUUUGUCACACUUGCACUACACCACCAGCUGCACUCAAAACAACGAACGCGGCAUACAAAAGUCCAGGUUCACCGGGCGUCACUUUCAUGGACGCGAGCGCGACGUCAUCCCCGAGCUCACUGACGGAAGAGAUGCGUUUACUCAGGGAAGCUAUCACCACUGUCUGCACGGAAAUGAAGUCCCUGAGAGAAGAGGUCGUGAAGUUGAACUCAGUCAUCGGCGAGGUCAAUAAGCGCAUGGAUACUGUCGAGCUACGUGUGACGGCGGUCGAAGAAAAGCUCAACGCGCACGCGACUGCCCGCGCGCAGGACCCGGCGGUCACUGAGCUUAUCGCGCAACUAAAAUCCGAACUAAAUGACCGGGAGCAGGAAAACCUGCUCAAUGAUAUACAAAUAGCGGGCCUGCCCGAGACGAGCGGCGCGGUGUUGAUACUGUAGGCAUCACAGACGGCCCGCCGCGGCGCAUCUACAUCAAUGAGCACCUAACAAAAAUUAACCGCGCUCUGUUCUAUAAAGCCCGCGAGGAGGCACGUCGU
Messenger RNA from Aricia agestis (brown argus), 665 nucleotides. RefSeq lists its product as uncharacterized. The transcript has a single exon. Lineage: Eukaryota; Metazoa; Arthropoda; Insecta; Lepidoptera; Lycaenidae. Bases 1 to 567 code for a protein of 188 amino acids. The record is from RefSeq and is a predicted model, not a curated record.